Neurospora tetrasperma FGSC 2508 is the source of this 2652-nucleotide messenger RNA. RefSeq lists its product as uncharacterized. Bases 1 to 2652 code for a protein of 883 amino acids. Gene Ontology annotation, cellular component: Golgi apparatus. The record is from RefSeq and is a predicted model, not a curated record. The transcript is spliced from 5 exons. Lineage: Eukaryota; Fungi; Ascomycota; Sordariomycetes; Sordariales; Sordariaceae.
AUGUUGCAGGUUCUAAGCAUGCCGUGGUUAUCACAGAGAAUCAAGGGUGCCAUCGACCGCACCAUUGCGGAAGAGCAGGCUAGGGCGAGAGCAGCCCUCGAAGGCGGUGCUCCUGGCAGUUCUCACGUACGAAACUCGAGCUCGUUGUCGCGGACCUCGAGUGCUGCCGGGACACAAGCGUCCAGGAGACCUCGGCCUUCGAACAAUCUAAGCCAAGACAUGUCCGCCGAUGGAACCGUCACCACUUCCGACCCUGCCGUCUUCGAAGCCGCCUUCGUGAUCGAUGAUACAGACGAGAGCAACACCCCAACCCGUAUCGGCACACCUGUCUCGACAGACAAGGAAGGAAAGGGCAAGGAUACUGAAAAGCCGGCCAGCAAUACCGAACCUGUCAAAGAAGGGACGGACCCGCUACAGAAUGGAGACAGGUCAAGCGUCAACAAGUUUACCGCAGGGCAGACAGUAAGAUCGGGGACAACCACACCUUCUACCACCGCUGAGCUCUCGCCAGAGAUCCGGGUAAGGUUGAGGAAGUUGGAUAAGCUGGAAAAGACAUACCCAGAGCUUCUGCGAUCUUACCGGAUUGCCCACGGCCGUGCAACUUCCAUCGAACCGUUCGAAAAGGCACUCAGAGAAAAUACCCCCUUGACUUCGAUUAAGGAUCCCGAAGCAUUGAUCGAGUACCUAAAUCAGCUGAACCUGAAGGGCGACAUGGUUAUGGAUGAGCUCAAGCGCGUAUCCGGCGAGAAAGACAGCUUCAAGAAGAAGGCAGAGGAAGCCGAUAAGGAGGCUGCUGCGCUGAGAGAGGAGAUCGCUGCUCUCAAGGCUGCACAAGCCGAAGCUGCCGCAGCGAAGGACGCCAAGGAUGCAGAGACUAGUGCCGAGAAGACUCCGGAUGAGAAGACCGACGACAAGCAGGAGGCACCCGAAGUCAAGAGCGACGAGAAUAAGGAAAUCCAGGAGCUACAGACUGCGCUAAAGACCAAAACUGCCGAGGUCGAAAAGUUGCAGAAUGAGGUCAAGACACUGAAGGAAGAGCUGGUGACGGCCAAAGACCAUAGCGCCGGUCUCGCCGAGAGCCUUGAAAGGGCUAGUAGCGAACUCAGUGAAGCUAGAGAUGCUGCGGCAGUCAAGGCUUCGAUUGAGACGCAGCUUGAAGCCAGGAAGGCUGAGAUUGAAUCCUUGACGGAGCGUCUGACAAAGACGCAGUCGCAGCUCAAGGAGGUUGAGACCGAAUUGCAGAAGGAGAAGGAAGAAGGCUCUGCGGGACUAAAGGAAAAGGCUGCCAAGCUUGCUGUGUCGGAGUCUAAGGCCGAGGAGCUUCAGUCUGAACUUACCAAGGUUACCGAAGCCAAGUCCACUCUAGACGCCAAGAUUGAAGGCUUGACUUCGGAGAUUGAGACUCUCAAGAAGGCCAAGGCUGAAGAUGAGGCCAAGAUUGACGUGUUGGAGAAGAAGAUCAAGUCCACCCCUACGCUCACUACUGCCCCUGCUGCCGCCGUCACUACAGCACCACCCACGCCGUCUACCCCUACGCAACCCGCAUCCUUAAACAAGAAGAAGAACAACAAAAAGAAGAAGAAGGGUGGGGCUUCGGUGACGCCAGCAGCUACUGCUCCAGAGCCUACCGCCACCGAGGAUCAGCCACCCAUGUCACCCGCUGAAGGUCCUGCGACGGCAGAGCUCACGGCAGAGCUCCAGGCCGAGCAGGCUCGCUUGAAGGAAGAGCUUGCCCGCUUGCAAGAAGAGCUCGCUGACAAGGAUCAGCGUAUCGAGCGUCUUGCCAAGCAACGCAAGACUGAAGAGGACCUCCGUGAGGAGAUUGAGAACUUGCAAGACAGUCUCAAGGAGAUCGGUUUCGAGCAUGUCGAAACCAAGCAACGUCUGAAGGAGCUGGAGCAGGAGAAGAAGGAGCUGAAGGCCCGGAUUGAUGAGCUUGAAAAGGAGGUGGAGGCAGCCGCUUCAGCCGCUCAAACCAAUACCAAGCUUCAGUCAGAGCACGAAUCGCUCCGUCAAGAAUUUGACGACCUCAAGCAAAAGUCGCAGACUCUCCAGUCUGACCUUGCCGCCGCCCAGCAGCUCGCCCAAAGCAGGUACAAGGAUCUCACUGACCUGCGCGAGGUUCUGCAAAAGGCUCAACCUGAGCUCAAGUCACUACGGCAGGAGGCUGCCACGCUCAAGACGGUGCGCGAGGAACUUGCGGCGCGGAACGCGGACCUUCGCAAUCUCGAGAAGCGCGAGAAAGACUUGAAGGCUGAUCUUGUCCGUGCCCAGCGUCUCGCCGCUGAUCGUGAUGGUGAGAUCAAGGCUCUCCACGACAAGGUUGGUCAGGAGACAAACGCACGUCUCAAGCUCGAGGAUGAGAAGCGGGUUCUUGGUCGGGACCUUCGCAGGUCUGAGGCAGAGAAGAUUGAGAUUGCCGCACGUAGUGGAAGCAGGGGCUCCGUGGACUCGGCGAGGUCAAACUCGAUCGCGUCUGCGAACGCCACACCCGAUGCCAUGUACUUGAAGACCAUCUUGCUGCAGUUCCUGGAGCAGAAGGAUAACAGGUUACGCGCACAGCUGGUGCCGGUAUUGGGCAAGUUGUUGAAUUUUGACAAGACGGAUGAGCAAAAGUGGCUUACCGCGGUUCAGCAUAUCACCAUCAAAUAG